AUGAUACCGGAAAGAAUUUUUAUCCAAACUUUAAUUGGUCGUGUAUUAGCGGAUAAUAUAUAUAUGGGCCAACGAUGCAUUGCUAUUAGAAAUCAAGAUAUUGGAGUUGGACUCGUUAAUCGAUUCAUAACCUUUCGAACACAUGCAACUUCUUGUCGAGUUCGUAUCUCCAUCUCUAUUUUCGAUUAA
This is a messenger RNA of Linum tenue, 189 nucleotides long. The record is from the annotation of a GenBank genome assembly. NCBI's taxonomy places the organism in Eukaryota, Viridiplantae, Streptophyta, Magnoliopsida, Malpighiales, Linaceae.